Messenger RNA from Neltuma alba, 1935 nucleotides. RefSeq lists its product as uncharacterized. The coding region runs from base 72 to 1691 and encodes 539 amino acids. Lineage: Eukaryota; Viridiplantae; Streptophyta; Magnoliopsida; Fabales; Fabaceae. The record is from RefSeq and is a predicted model, not a curated record. The transcript has 5 exons.
UUUUCAAAUCCUCUACUUCUCUCUCCCCCUCUGUUUAUGAACACCCUGAUUCAUCCGUUGUUCCACGGAACAUGGUAGAACCCUCUUCUGCUACCACUUCUUCACCAGGAUCCUCCCCAAUCAACAUUCGCUCUUCAGCAGACAGUGCUGAAAUUUCCCGCAAUGGUCUUCGUUCCGACCUCGAGACUCUUCGUCAUGUUUAUGGAAGCCUUCAAUUAAAGCAUGCAGAAGCCGAAGAAAAUCUUGCUCUCCUCCAGCAGCGGAUGGAUGAGUGCGCGGAUCAUAACGCACGUUUAAGCCGAGAAAUGGCGCAAACUAUCAGGGAAAGAGACUCGUUUCGGGAUCAGGUUAGUUGUCUUGAAACAAAUUUGAGAGAAAAGGAGGAGGAGUUAUCGAAGAAGCUUGAUGUGGAAAUGGGAGAGAAAGAAGGGCUCAAGAAAGAAUUGGAAGAUUUCAAAGAGCGAGUCCAGAAAUUGGAGAGUGAGAGGGAAGGCAUAAAUUCGUUGAUGGUAGAGAGUUUAGAAUCUCUCAGUUCAACAAGGGAUUGUUUAUCUAGAGUAUUAGAGGGUUUAGAGGAAGAAAAUGACGAAAUUUCUGUUAAAGAAGACGAGGGUAUUUGUGUGAAAUCUGGACCAGGAGAGGAGGCAAGGGCAUUAUUGGAAGAGGUGAGGAUGGUGUCAAGGCUUGCAACUGGGGUGGAAACAAGGAUUGACAGGUAUAAAGACUCAAAAAAGAAGGAGAAAAGAGAACUGGAGAAUAGUCUGAUCAGUUUGACAGAGGAGAAUAGGGAUGUCAAUAAGUUGCUAAGGAUCGCCAUAUUGGAAAAAGAAUCAGUUGAAAAGAAGUUGAAGGGAAGGGUACCCCUAUUACCAUUUGGAUUGCAGAAAGUUGGUUUUGGAUUCAUGAUGGGGGCUAAUACUAAUGAGCCAACUACAGAGAAUACUGGGGUUAACACGGGGACUAAGAGUACUGGGAUGAACACUGGGACUAAGUCUGACAGUAGUGAGUGUGAAGAGGAGAUCGUUAGUCUGGCUUCAACAGUUGAAAGGAUAAUGAAGAAUCUACGUCUUGAAAUCACUCAAUUGAGGAAAUCUUUGGAGGAAUCUAGGUCAGACACAGAGCGACUCCAGUGUCUCACAGAGAAACAAGCCAAAGAAAUUGCAGAAAACAAACUCUACAUUAAGGAGUUAGAAGAUAGAGAGGGGGUUUUGGCUCAAAAUGUAGAGGAGCUUUUAACGGAAAUUAAGGAAACUGAGGAAGAAGUUGGCAGAUGGAAGAACGCAUGUGAGUUGGAAGUUGAAGCUGGAAAAAAUGAGAUUGAAGAGCGUGACAGAGUGGUAAAGGUGGAUGCGCUGAAACAAGAACUACAGAGAACCAAGGCAGCCUUGGACAUAUCAAAUGGAAAAUUAAGGCUAAAAGAAGAACUUGCAAGCACUGCAAUUGCUGCACAGGCAGCAGCGGAGAGAUCCUUGCAGCUAGCGGACAACAGAGCCAUCGAACUCCGGCAUCGCAUUGAGGAACUGACCAGGCACAUAGAAGAAGCAGAGAAAAAGGAGCGAAGUAGCCGUAAAUGGAGACGUAUAUGUUGGCCAUGGGAAGUCUUCAAGUUCAUCUCUGGUUCCAAUACUUCAAACACUAAAGUUGGAACUGUAAAAAGGAUGCUACCAGAGAUGCAGGCCUUGGUGAACUGACAUACGCUUCCUGAUCAAAGAAUUGAUGGAUCUCAAACUUGAUUUUUCUGUAGAUGCUUUUUCUCCUUUGUGUUCAGAUUGUUACUGAUGUUUGCAGAACCACAUCAUAUGCAUAAUCUGCAAACUUUAUCAGUUAAUUUAUAAUAGGAAUAAGCUUGAGGAAUGAAAUAUAGAACAUAUUACGGAGGAUUUUUUUUUUUUUUGUAAAAUUCAAAUGAAUUCAUUACUCCCUUUGCUCCUUAAA